This is a messenger RNA of Durusdinium trenchii, 1065 nucleotides long. Lineage: Eukaryota; Dinophyceae; Suessiales; Symbiodiniaceae. The record is from the annotation of a GenBank genome assembly.
AUGAGUUUGCAGGGUUGUUCAUCUCAAAAGUGGAACUUUCAAUCGAGUCUAGCUAGGGUCUUUGAAGAUCGAUCUUCAAUCAAUUUCAGAGCAGACCUGGCACUUCCCUUCAGCUCACACGAUACACCGCGAUGCCGCCAACCGUGCCACACCUUUCCGGAACAGUUCGGUUCGCGUCUGGUGUUUGCAACGCCUGAGGACUCGGUGACAGCCAUCGUGCAGCGCGCGCACGUGAGCGCCACCAAGCAGGCCUUCGCCGUGUGGUGCACCGGCGGUGGCAACCGCGUGGUCAGCUGGGGCGAUCCACGCUUCGGAGGUGAUACGACGGCCGUGCAGCGGCAGCUGCGUUACGUGCACCGCGUCGUGGCCACGGACCGCGCCUUCGCGGCGCUGCUGGGCGACGGACGAGUGGUGACUUGGGGUGAUCCCAACUUCGGUGGAAACAGCAUGUUCGUCCAGGAUCAGCUGCGAGACUUGACAUCCUUGGCGUGGAUGGGCGCCUUUGCCGGUGUCGAGGUGGAGACACGGCGCGUGGUGACCUGGGGUCGACCGGAGAGCGGUGGAGAGUGCACGAAGAAUCUGAAGAACGUGAAGCAGAGCCAGGAGAUCGUUUCCACCGACGCGGCCUUUGCCGCGCUGUUGACCGAUGGCACGGUGAGGGCCUGGGGGGCUGCUCCGAACGGCGGCGACGUGCCGGUGGACGUGCAAGAACGCCUUCGCCACGUGCGGCGCAUCUAUGCCACCAAUGCCGCCUUCGCGGCCCUCCUGCACGAUGGAAGUGUCGUCACUUGGGGAAAUCAUCAUGCUGGUGGCGAUAGCAGCGAGGUGCAGGAGAAGCUCAGACCAGUGCUGGACAUCCAUGCUGCCGAAACGGCCUUCGCUGCCAUCCUCACUGAUGGACGAGUGGUGACCUGGGGGGAUCCGAUCAAUGGUGGCGACAGCAGCCGGGUCCAGGAACAACUCAAAGAUGUACAGGAGAUCCAUUCCACGGGUGCUGCGUUUGCGGCCAUUUUGAGCGACAAGACAGUGGUGACCUGGGGGGGAUCAGAAUUACGGUGGGGAUAG